Molecule: messenger RNA, 6767 nt
Organism: Alligator mississippiensis (American alligator)
Lineage: Eukaryota; Metazoa; Chordata; Crocodylia; Alligatoridae
Gene: UBE2W
Product: ubiquitin conjugating enzyme E2 W
Exons: 7
Coding region: 3431-3820 (129 amino acids)
Source: RefSeq, a predicted model, not a curated record
CCACAAAGCAGUGAGGGAAGCAGUCAUUGUUGGACCUACAUCCUUGUGCAAGGUGGGGAGCUCCUGCUGGGAGGGAGCAGGUGGGGAGUUAAGCAGGAGCUGCUAGUUGGGUGUGAGGGGCACUGGCAUAUCAGGGCUGUUCAAUGCCACAAAGCUGCAGGGGGGACAUUGCAGCUGGACCCACAUUCUGGUGAGCAAAGGGGGCAGGGAGAGCUCUGAUAUUUUUUUGUUUUUUUUUCCAUGAUGAAAACCAAAAUCAAACACUAAAAUAUGUAGGUAUUUAGAAUUUAUUUUAUUAUAAUGAUUGAGGCACUGGUAGCCUUCCAAAUUGCUUUAAAAUUGUAAAUAUAUAAAUAAGACAUUGUGGUCUACUGAUACCUAGUGGUGUUUAAUUUUAAUUGUAGAAAAAAAUGGGUUUUGGGUUUUAAUCAGAGAAUUUUAGGGGGUUUUAUCCCAGAAUUUGGGAUUUUUAACAGAGAAAAACCAGGAUACCUGGUCAUUAGACUGCUCACGGGUUUUCUCUUAGGCUAUGGGUACUAGUCCCCCUCCCCUUCUCCACAUUCCUCCCUUCCUCCCUCCUUGCUGUCCUUCUGCCUUUUGAUUCCUGCUGGGGUACAAUGUGGCUUCCCCUCCCCCCACUUCCCUGCCAGACUGUGCCUGCCUAGAGUUAAAGGAUAACCGGUAAGCUAACUGGUUAUCACUGCACUUACUGGUUAAAUAAUUAAUAGUUUAACCUUUCAUGUCGCUACUGCCAUGCUGAUCUGCCUAGAAUAUAUUUUGAACAUAAGAUAAAGCUAAUAAAGAUUCAACAAAAAGUUAUUUUAAUUUUUCAUGCACACAUUCAGUAUAUUCACAUAUCUCACAUAUACCCUUUCAAAAAGAUACAGCACCUUGUAAAAACUAUUCCUAGGAAGGCAGAUUUCUAGGAAAAAGACGAGCUACACUGAGAGAAAUAAUUCAUAAAAUCCAAAUAUUGGAAUUAAUUUUUAAAGCUAAUAAUAUUCCAUUAAGUAAUUUUGAUAGUGUUUUUACAAGAAACUCACUUAGAUGCACCUACUGAAUCCCCUCCUUUUUCACAGCUCAAUUAAAAAUUAUCAUGGAAAACCACACCAUUAGCCUUGUGCUUAAAUAUAAUUUCACAAGAUUGUCAUCUUCAACCCUCUGGGUAGUUUAUAGAGCUUAAGCAAUAAUGUUGGAAGUGGGGCCAUUGGUUUCACCUGAAAAACAGGAUCUAGAACAGUGGGUUUUGUUUUGGAUGACCAGGUCUUUUAUUUUGUUAAGGAAAAGAGGAUUCUUCAAAUUGGAUGUUCAUGGACUUGUUUUCUUUAGAACUUUUUUAUUGACCUCUAGCUAAAGAAAAUUAUUCAGUAUUUUCUUAAUGUCCACCAAUCUUUAAACUCUAUCUUUACUCUUGUUCUCAUAGUUCUGUAUAAGAGCUUUUUACAAUUUCAUCUCUGUGUAGAGAAUAAUCCAACAUUACUUCCAGCAAUCCAUGCAUUGUUUUAUAAAUGGACCUUUUCCCUAGAAAAUAUUAAAAAAAAACCUGGCUGCUGACCAAAAGCAAUUAAAAUGUCUUGCUUUUUAAACCUGGUACCUUCAGUUAGGCAGGGCUUGAGAGGAUCUGCAAUACAUGGGGACUUUUGAGCUAUUGGUUACAUUUAGAGAUACAUGAGGGAAUUUCAGAAAUGAUAUUGGAGUUGGCAUCACAUUUUGGAGAUGUACCAGGUUCAGUAUUAAUGGGCAUAGAUCUGACACCAGAGCCAUCAGUUUUUGUGGAGCAGAAAAGAUAUCAAAACCUUGUAAAGAUUCGCAGAUACUAACAAGGGAGUUUUAAAGGUAUUUCUUCCAUUAGAAUCUUUACUUUCUUGCUAAUCCUGCCCUACGUUCCUCAACAUAACCUAAAAAUCAAAGAAAUCAAAGUGCAUGUUUUUAUCUGUGCCAGUAUGGGGCAACAAUAAAUUGUGCAGCUUAUUGCUUUACGGUUUGUUGCUCCCGGGAAGCUCCUGGGCGUAUGGUUUACGCACGUGCCUGGGUCUGCAGCAGGCUUGGUUGGCAGGGGAUCCAGGUGGUCAGUCUCCCAGCCCGAAGCUGUUCCAUCUGGGCUCAGUGUGCUGUGGAGAGGCUGGAUGGGGCAUAAGGAUGCUUCAGGUUGGGUCUAGCUGGCAGGCAGCCCUGGCACUGAAGAACCCUUGUGCUCUAGCUAGCCAGCUCAGUCUUCACACACGUGCUGGUGCGCAAGAAAAACCUCCACAGCCGGGUAGGACUUACAUUUACAUGUCCUACUCUGAAUAGGGUCACGCAUGUAGAUCCUGAGAUGUUUACUGCACAGUUAAUUAGUCAACUGCACAGUAAAUGUUACAUGUAGAUGCGCCCAGUAAAUAGCUUUUUACUUCCCUAUGACCAGAAAGUACUGACGAUUCAGAGCAGAUUCUGCUGAUAACUCUGGGAAACAAUAUUAUCCUGAGGGAGCAAAUAGGGUAGAUAUAAAAGGGGAGAUUUGGGUUUUUAGUAGACAAAUUGUCAUGCAAGGAUUGCCCACUUGACCUAAGAGCAGGAAUUACCUCCUUUUUACAGUUAAACUGGUUAAUGAUCUGGAGGACUCAUAUGAAAGAGGUAUGAUAUCCACCAGUUUUAUCAUCAGGAGUUUAAGCCUCUCUCUCGAUUAACAGGUCCCCCCACCCCAAAAAUAAUGGGGUGAGAUCUGGUAUGUUGGAUACAGGUUUCCCUUGCUUUAUGCUGUGCAUGCGUUCCUGGAAAACGGUACAUAACUUGAAUUUGCAUAAAGGGAACCCACUUUACAAUGUAAUAAAUAGGGAUACAUUCCAAGACCUCGAUUGUACCGAUCCCCCAGACCCAUUUCUACCACUUUUACAAGACAGUUUUGGUACUCGCCAACAGCAGACAGUACACACAAGCACAGGGUGGUGGUGAAUGUUACUAUAAUGGGCAUGGCAACCACAGAAACACGUCACAGACAAUGAGCGUGGAGCACAGAUCUACACAGGAGACUAUAUUUUUGGUGCGUGUCACUCCCACAACACACUGCACAAAGCAGCUGACUGCAAGCUUCCACCACACCGAUUGCAUAAGAGUGAAUUUACCUCGCAUCUAAUGAAUUUUGGUAUAAAAAAGUCAUCGCAUAACAACGAAUUCACACACAAAAACAGCGAAUUCACACAGAACCCGCAUAAAACGAGAGAAAUCUGUGCUAUGAAGUUUUCAAGGAUAUUUUCUGUCUGCAAAACAUCAUUCACCACAGAAAGAAUCUUUAAGGCUGACAGCUUGUGGGCCAAAUCUUGGAUGAUUUGAAAAAUUGAGUGUUCGGUCCAGACAAACGCAUUAUUUAUCUGAAGGUUAUUAUAAGUGCCAGUAACUUCAGAAAAGAUUACAGAAAGAACUGUUGGCUUUGCAGAAUGACCCACCUCCAGGAAUGACUUUAAAUGAAAAGAGUGUUCAAAAUUCAAUUACACAGUGGAUUGUAGACAUGGAAGGUGCUCCAGGAACAUUAUAUGAAGGAGAAAAAUUUCAGCUUCUAUUUAAGUUUAGUAGUCGAUACCCUUUUGAUUCUCCUCAGGUCAUGUUUACUGGUGACAAUAUUCCUGUUCAUCCCCAUGUGUAUAGCAAUGGUCAUAUCUGUUUAUCCAUUCUAACAGAAGACUGGUCUCCAGCUCUUUCAGUGCAAUCUGUUUGUCUUAGCAUUAUUAGCAUGCUUUCCAGCUGCAAAGAAAAGAGGCGACCUCCAGAUAAUUCAUUUUAUGUAAGAACAUGUAACAAGAAUCCAAAGAAAACAAAAUGGUGGUAUCAUGAUGACACAUGUUGAUGCCACCGUUUUGUGAUCCUCGUAGCAGAAGAUAGUCCUACUGAGAAAAUGAGCACUUUGAUCAUUCAGUCUUUGAACUUUAACCUUUGACUGGAAGUGACCUAUAGGCAAUGAAGACUACUUCCUUUGACUGCAUUUUUACUAGUGUGCAUUCUGGGCGCAUGUUGAUCGCUGGUUCAGUCCAUGCAACUGACAUGCUUUUAUUAGUCAUACAGUAUUAAUGCAGAUGUCUGGAAAAGUCAGAAUAAUUCCAUUUAUUUUUAUUUUAAGCUUUUGGGAAGAAUUCCAGGUCUUCAUGUAUUGUGCAAUAACAGUGACUUCCUUGGCGGUUUUGGUGCAUCCAUUGCCGGCAAUGGACUUUGUACCAGGAAACGUUUUGAUCCUGCCACAAAACAAAAGAUUGAUGCAUGAUAGAGUUUAUGAAAUGUUUUAAAUGUAUUGGGAUUAUAAGCAAGGGAUCCAACAUUACUUCAAAAGCCACCCCAUUCUUUUACAUUUGGAUUCUAUGCACUGUGAUCACAAAGCUAGCAGCAUGACAACAUGCUUAGCUAAAGGACUAUAAUAAGAUCAUUGCAUAUUUAUUAAAUUGUUUAUUUUCUGUCAAAUUGUUUUAACAUGGAAAGUUUUCAAGUGACAUUGGCAGAGAGGUACAAUGUUAUCCCUAUGGUGAAAUAAAUAUACCUUUUUUUUGUAUAUAAUUAUUCAUAUCUCUGAAGCAAAGGUAUGAGUAAUUUAGGGUGGGAGUGAUUUAAUCAAGAUUUUAUUUUGGCGAUAAGAAGAUGACAGUGAUAUAACUGAAUUUGCUGCAGUCCAUAACUGGGCUUGAAAUUUGUACAUUAAAGCUUAUUUCCAAAUAGAUUGCACACUGUUACUUCCUGCUAGCCAUCAGCAUGAGCCCUACUGCCUACACGAUAUUUCAUUUAUUUAUGUUUGAAAACAAUCCAUAUAACAUUUUUUUGUUUGUGUUUAGUUUCUUUUGUUGUGUUGUAUGUCAUGUUUGAAUGUUACAAAACAAUAUUUUGAUUGAAAAAGCUUUGUCAGAAGAUAUUUUUCUUGUAAAUUAUUUCUUUACCUUGUAAGCAUCAUCCUGUCUUUUAAUCCUGUACUAUAAAGAAAGAAAUACAUUUUUGACAGAGGCUUAAUGUUUUGACAAAAAAGUGUGGACCUUCUUAUUUAAGUUUAGACAAAAAUAUAUUUUGUUAACUUGAUUGUCCCACACAGCCAUACCACUUUUUUUCUGGACUUAUUUCACAAAACUUAAUUACAACGAGUUUAACAUUUUUCUACAGAGAAACAGUUGUUGAAUAAUAGAUAAUUGUUCUCACCACUAUGUAAUUUUGUGAUACUGCAAGUAGGCUGUCUUUUUAGGAAGCACUGAUGUCUUUUAUAAACUUACUACCUUUACACAUAUGCAAAAUUUCUAUAACAUUGCUGUUUUUACUGUUGCCUUAUUGUUGCACUCUUUAAAAUAACUUCUAGUAGUCAGUAAAUGAAUGUGUGAAUCAAUAACUAUAUUUACUUGAUUUUUAAAAUAAGAAUCAGAAUCACUAAACUUUAAAAGAAUACCAGAAUUGGCUGAAAAUAUUAAAGUAUUUUUUUACUGAUGUAUAGUAACUGACAACAUUUUAUAGCCUUGUGUAAACUUCUGUAUGUUACUUAAUGUUUAAAACAUACAUUUUUAAAAAGUGUAAAUGCUGAACUCAGGGUGAGUAGAACUCAAAUGGAUCUGCUUUAGAGAAGUGCUAUAUACAGCCACUGAAUUAUGGAUAUUGUCAGUGAAGUGAGGCUACUUAUGAAACUGCUACCUUUUCUACUGUAUUGAGUCCUUUUGACCUUUAAAACUCAACAGUAAAAAAUUAGUUAAGUUACAGAUACAAACUUGGUAUAUAUAAACUUUCACAGAGAGCCUUUAAAAAUCUUAAUUUUUAUUAAGAGCCAAAAAUAAUAAUUUUGAGGAUAUGAAAUAGUUGCGCUCCUAUUAUAACUAACUUUAUUUAGCAUGAACUUGUCACUGUAAGUUAAUCACCGCUCAGUUAGUGUUUGUGAACUGUUAGUAUGCAUGAGCAGUAACUAUUUUGAAUAUUUAAUCUGUACUUUCAUAUUAACUGCUCUGUAUUUCUGACUGACCUAUCCUGCAGAAUUCCAUGUAUUUAUCUUCAUAUAGCUGGCUCACAUAAUGGAUCAUGUCAAACACUCAUUCUGGUAAUCCACAGUAAAGAAACAUUACUAUGGUAUAUAAUGCCUCUGAAGAAAUUGUUACAGUGCAUCCUGUCAGAUUCAAGGAACUGUUUUUAUACUGUGGAUUGUGAUAAUACAGUAUAAUGGUUUCAAAGGAGCUUUAUGAUGUACUGUAUCUUGUCAAAGAUACAUACUGUAGUGUUAAGCAUUCUACUUUGAUUCACCUAUCAGCAUUAUGCUGUGGAUUAAAAUGAAGAUGAAUAAGUAAAUCAAAUAGCUGCCUUCUUUUAUGCUGCUCCUUAAAACAGAAGUGUAUAUGAAAAUCCUGUAGUACGUUAAAAUAAAACAAAAAAGCAAGGUGAAUUUCAAGAGAGAACAUCUCGGGAUAUCUGUCCUGUGGUUUACAAGGGAAAAGCCUCCACACAAAUAUCCCAGUUCUGUUGCUGGUCUGUAGGUGAAUUCACCUGUGUACAGAGAGCCAGUACAAAGCGUAUGUACCACUUAAGCCUUCCAAAUCAUGCAGUUACUCUGACAAGGCUGCUAUGUUGCAGGACAGAGUAUAAAUUAGUUGCAAGUUGGGCUGACCUCCCAUGGAUGAAUUACACCCUAUGUGUGAAACUCUUAUUUGUCAAUAGGGGUUCCUUACAUGAAGGAGUGACAGAAUUAGCUCAAAACUACCUUGCUUUUCUUUUAUGUCAAUGCUCAAAUUGUUGAACAUCUUGUGUUUAGUUUGUUUAUACCAUAACGCAAUAAAUGUUUUUAAAAUAGA